AUGGUAUUGAAGACGCGGGGUUACCGGCUGCUGUUUUAUCUCUGUGUCCUGAUGAAAAGCUGCUGUGGGCUGCAGAAUGGAGCUACUGAACAUGUCGCUAUCAUCCACACCUCUACAGUGCAGGAAACACUGAGCAAUGUGUCUUUAAAUCGAGCUCGCAGUGGGAGCAGACGCUCAGAAACCACAACACUGCCGGUGAAUACCCCACUGGGCUGCAGAGAGCUGCGUUCCACUAAGUACAUUUCGGAUGGUCACUGCACCAGUGUGAAGGCAGUGAAGGAGCUGGUGUGUGCUGGGGAAUGUGUUCCAGCCCACUUACUUCCUAACUGGAUUGGUGGAGGAUACUGGGCUCGGCGGGAUGCACCUGAGUGGAGGUGUGUAAAUGAGAGCACUCGUACACAACGGGUCAAACUCCGGUGCAAAGAUGGCAGCACACGCACCUAUAAGGUUGCUGUUGUGACUUCAUGCACAUGUAAACGCUACACACGACAAAACAACGAAUCUGCUCUGAAAUCACUAUUUCACCAAGCUAAAGUCAAGAAGCGUGGACGCAAAAAUAAAGAGGUAUAA
Trichomycterus rosablanca is the source of this 570-nucleotide messenger RNA. It is a transcript of the gene sostdc1b, whose product is annotated as sclerostin domain containing 1b. Gene Ontology annotation, molecular function: BMP binding. The record is from RefSeq and is a predicted model, not a curated record. The coding region runs from base 1 to 570 and encodes 189 amino acids. Gene Ontology annotation, biological process: negative regulation of BMP signaling pathway; negative regulation of Wnt signaling pathway. NCBI's taxonomy places the organism in Eukaryota, Metazoa, Chordata, Actinopteri, Siluriformes, Trichomycteridae. The transcript has 2 exons.